This is a messenger RNA of Octodon degus (degu), 876 nucleotides long. Its product is annotated as olfactory receptor 51F1-like. Gene Ontology annotation, biological process: G protein-coupled receptor signaling pathway. Gene Ontology annotation, molecular function: olfactory receptor activity. The transcript has a single exon. Bases 1 to 876 code for a protein of 291 amino acids. The record is from RefSeq and is a predicted model, not a curated record. Gene Ontology annotation, cellular component: membrane. NCBI's taxonomy places the organism in Eukaryota, Metazoa, Chordata, Mammalia, Rodentia, Octodontidae.
AUGCUGCCUAUUGUUAAUUCAACUCCCACAGUGUUCUUGCUGACUGGAGUUCCAGGGUUAGAAGCUUUCCACAUCUGGUUUUCCAUCCUUUUUUGCUGCUUCUGUGUGGUGGCCCUCUUGGGGAACAGCACCAUCCUCUACAUGGUGGUGAUGGACCCCAGUCUCCAUGAGCCCAUGUACUAUCUCCUUUCCCUGCUGUCCACCACUAACAUGGGCAUCACUCUUUCUUUUCUUCCUACAACACUGGGAGUCCUCUGGUUCAACACCAGAAUCAUCAGCCUCGAUGGAUGUAUUGUACAGAUGUUCUUUCUACACGGAUUCACACUCAUGGAAUCCUCUGUGCUUUUGGCCAUGGAUUUUGACCUCUUUUUUGCCAUCUGCAAUCCCUUGAGUUAUGCUGUGAUUUUAACUAACUCUAGAAUCAUCAAAGCCGGGGUGGUGAUAUUUGUAUGCAUGCUGGUCAACCUGAUGCCCUGGCUCCUGCUCCUUAAGCGUCUGUCUUUCUGUGGUCGUAGUGUGCUUUCCCACUCCUAUUGCUACCACCCUGGUGUAAUUAAGUGUUCUUGCUCAAGUAUCAAGGUCAACAGCAUCUGUGGCUUAGUUGCUUUCAUUCUGACAUCAGGAAUAGAUAUCCCCUGCAUUUUCCUCUCCUAUGUGCUAAUCUUCAAAACAAUCCUCAGCACUGCCUCCCCAGAAGAGAGGCAAAAGGCCUUUGGCACCUGUGUCUCUCACACUGGUGCUGUUGCAAUCUUCUACAUCCCCUGGAUCAUCCUGGCUUUGGUACAUCACUUUGGCCAUAAUGCUCCUCCCUAUGUCCACACACUGAUGUCAAAUCUCCAUUUCCUAUUUCCCCCCAUACUGAACCCCAUCAUAUAA